Molecule: messenger RNA, 10938 nt
Organism: Camelus dromedarius (Arabian camel)
Lineage: Eukaryota; Metazoa; Chordata; Mammalia; Artiodactyla; Camelidae
Gene: CBL
Product: Cbl proto-oncogene
Exons: 16
Coding region: 297-3029 (910 amino acids)
Biological process (GO): cell surface receptor signaling pathway; negative regulation of epidermal growth factor-activated receptor activity
Cellular component (GO): plasma membrane; membrane raft
Molecular function (GO): calcium ion binding; receptor tyrosine kinase binding; SH3 domain binding
Source: RefSeq, a predicted model, not a curated record
UGGCUCGGGAGUGGGUGGCGCAGGGGAGGUCGCUAGCCAGUUCGGACGCCGUCGCCCGCUUCCCCGAGCUCCGCGCGCUCCCUGCCGCCCCCGGGCUCGCGCUCCCUGAAGGGGCGCGCCCGCGCGGACCGCGCUCCCGGCGCCGCCCACUCCCCUCCCAGCGGCCGCCCCUCCCUCCGCCCGCACGGCCGGCGGCGGUGGCCGGGAGAGGCCCCUCCUUCACGCCCUCCUUCUUUCCCUCACUCGCAGCCGAGCGGAGCCGGCGGACGCUGCUGGGCCCCUAACCCUCCCGGGCCAUGGCCGGCAAUGUGAAAAAGAGCUCCGGGGCCGGGGGAGGCGGCGGCUCCGGCGGCUCGGGCUCGGGCGGCCUGAUCGGGCUCAUGAAGGACGCCUUCCAGCCGCACCACCACCACCACCACCACCUCAGCCCCCACCCGCCGGGGACCGUGGACAAGAAGAUGGUGGAGAAGUGCUGGAAGCUCAUGGACAAGGUGGUGCGUUUGUGUCAGAACCCAAAGCUGGCGCUAAAGAAUAGCCCACCUUAUAUCUUAGACCUGCUGCCAGAUACCUACCAGCAUCUCCGCACUAUCUUGUCAAGAUAUGAGGGGAAGAUGGAGUCACUUGGAGAAAAUGAGUAUUUUAGGGUGUUCAUGGAAAAUUUGAUGAAGAAAACUAAGCAGACCAUAAGCCUCUUCAAGGAGGGAAAAGAAAGAAUGUAUGAGGAGAAUUCUCAGCCUAGGCGAAACCUAACCAAACUGUCCCUGAUCUUCAGCCACAUGCUGGCAGAGCUAAAAGGAAUCUUUCCAGGUGGACUCUUUCAAGGAGACACGUUUCGGAUUACUAAAGCUGAUGCUGCAGAAUUUUGGAGAAAAGCUUUUGGGGAAAAGACAAUAGUCCCUUGGAAGAGCUUCAGACAGGCCCUUCAUGAAGUGCAUCCCAUCAGUUCUGGGCUGGAAGCCAUGGCUCUGAAAUCCACUAUUGAUCUGACCUGCAAUGAUUAUAUUUCAGUUUUUGAAUUCGACAUCUUUACACGGCUCUUUCAGCCCUGGUCAUCUUUGCUCAGGAACUGGAACAGUCUUGCUGUAACUCAUCCUGGUUACAUGGCUUUCCUGACAUAUGAUGAAGUGAAAGCUCGGCUCCAGAAAUUCAUUCACAAACCUGGCAGUUACAUUUUCCGGCUGAGCUGUACUCGUCUGGGUCAGUGGGCUAUUGGUUACGUCACUGCUGAUGGGAACAUUCUCCAGACAAUCCCUCACAAUAAACCUCUUUUCCAAGCACUGAUUGAUGGCUUCAGGGAAGGCUUCUAUUUGUUUCCUGAUGGACGAAAUCAGAAUCCUGACCUGACAGGCUUAUGUGAACCAACUCCCCAAGACCACAUCAAAGUGACCCAGGAACAAUAUGAAUUAUACUGUGAGAUGGGCUCCACAUUCCAACUGUGUAAAAUAUGUGCUGAAAAUGAUAAAGAUGUAAAGAUCGAGCCCUGCGGACACCUCAUGUGCACAUCCUGUCUGACAUCCUGGCAGGAAUCAGAAGGCCAGGGCUGUCCUUUCUGCCGAUGUGAAAUUAAAGGUACUGAGCCCAUUGUGGUUGAUCCCUUUGAUCCUAGAGGAAGUGGCAGCCUGUUGAGGCAAGGAGCAGAGGGAGCUCCCUCCCCAAAUUAUGACGAUGAUGACGAUGAACGAGCUGAUGAUUCUCUCUUCAUGAUGAAGGAGUUGGCCGGCGCCAAGGUGGAACGGCCUCCUUCUCCAUUCUCCAUGGCCCCACAAGCUUCCCUUCCCCCAGUGCCACCCCGGCUUGACCUUCUACAACAGCGAGUAUCUAUUCCUUCGAGUGUUUCUGGUCUUGGAACUGCUUCUAAGGCUCCUUCUGGCUCCCUGCAUAAGGACAAACCAUUACCAAUACCUCCCACUCUUCGAGAUCUUCCACCACCACCCCCUCCAGACCGGCCAUAUUCUGUUGGAGCAGAAACCCGGCCUCAGAGACGCCCCUUGCCUUGUACACCAGGCGACUGUCCUUCCAGAGACAAACUGCCCCCUGUCCCCUCUGGCCGCGUUGGAGAAAUAUCAUGGCUACCUCGGCCAGUCCCCAAAGUACCAGUAGUUGCCCCAAACCCUAGUGACCCCUGGACAGGGAGAGAAUUAACCAACCGGCACUCACUUCCAUUUUCAUUGCCCUCCCAAAUGGAACCCAGAGCCGACGUGCCCAGGCUCGGAAGCACAUUCAGUCUGGAUACCUCCACGAAUAUGAAUAGCAGCCCAUUAGCAGGUCCAGAGAGUGAGCAUCCGAAAAUCAAACCUUCUGCUUCUGCUAAUGCCAUUUAUUCUCUGGCUGCCAGACCUCUUCCUGUGCCAAAGCUGCCACCUGGGGAGCAGUGUGAAAAUGAGGAAGACACAGAGUAUAUGACUCCCUCCUCUAGGCCUGUGGGACUUCAAAAGCCAGAGGUGAAAUGGCCUUUGGAGACAACCCAGAGUGCAUGGGCAUGUGAUUGUGACCAGCAGGUUGAUAGCUGUACAUACGAAGCGAUGUAUAAUAUCCAGUCCCAGGCGGUGCCAUCUACCACAGAGAGCGGCACCUUUGGUGAAGGGAAUUUGGCUGCAGCCCAUGCCAACACUGGCCCUGAGGAAUCAGAAAACGAAGACGAUGGAUAUGACGUCCCCAGGCCACCCUUGCCCGCGGUGCUGGCCCGCCGCACACUCUCAGACAUCUCCAACGCCAGCUCCUCCUUCGGCUGGCUGUCUCUGGAAGGUGAUCCCACAACAAACUUCACUGAGGGUUCCCAAGUUCCUGAGAGGCCUCCCAAACCGUUCCCUCGGAGAAUCAACUCUGAACGAAAAGCAAGUAGCUGUCAGCAGAGCAGCGCCGCCGCCUCCCCGCAGCUCUCCAGUGAGAUCGAGAGCCUUCUGAGUCAGGGAUACUCCUACCAGGACAUUCAGAAAGCCCUGGUCAUUGCCCACAACAACAUCGAAAUGGCCAAAAAUAUCCUCCGGGAAUUUGUUUCCAUUUCUUCUCCUGCCCACGUAGCCACCUAGCACACCCUUCCCUGCCGCAGCUUAGAGGACCGAGGAGCCCUGAGCUCCUAAAAGGGCAGAGAGGUUCCUUUGGAGACUUCACAGUGCAGUCUUGCCCGGUCUGUGGGAUAUCACAUCUGUGGUUCCAAGAUUUCAAAGCAGUGGAAUGAGAACAGAACAGCUAGGAUGUUCUAUUAUUUUAUUUGUUUUGAGAGUGCAUUUGACGGUGUCCUUCAGUCCCCACUUAGAGAGAGUGUGGAUUUUUAUUAAAUGGUAGCCUCCCUGGGGGAACAGUCCAGAAAGCAGUAGAGAAGUACUGUGCUGUAAAUCCUAACUGAGGACUUACGACUUUCCUGGGUUAAGGAUGUGGUUGUGUGUGUCUUGUCUGUCUGUCUUUCUGUCGUGUGUGUCCUGUGAUCAUAAGAUGAACCUGCUGUGUGUGUUAAUCCCAGGGAGGGAAUUAGCACAAGAGGUUUAGGAAGGAAUCUUACGGACUUGGUUUUAUAUCCAACCCCAGUGUGUACUACAACUCCAACACUCCCUUUGGCUUGGAUUAUCAUGCGCAUAGCUUAAGUCUUGUAUUUUUAGAACACCUUCCCUCUGUCCCUUCCCCCAUCUCCUCCUCCCUCCUCCUCCUUGGUGUCUGUCGUUGGCAGUGGGCUUGCUCUGACCAGCCUUACUGAAGCCAGGCAGCUUAUAGGAUGUUCUUUACUGAGUGUGGUGGGGUCUGUCUGUCUGGUAGAUGGGUGGGGGAAAGCACUGUUGCUCUGUCAUCAUGGUCGUGUGUGAUACUAGCAGCUAACACUGGUCACUCCAAAGCACUGUUUCUAUAGGAAGAUUGAAUCUGUUUUUAAAAAGAUGUUUUAAUUAUCCUAAUUACAUUAUGACUGAUUUGAGAUCGAGGCCUUCAGUUACAUUCCGUGCCCUCCCCAGGAUAUAGUCUGUGGGAGUCAGUUGCCUUGUUGCAGGUAUGUGUUCUAACGUAGGUCAGGAGUUUUUCUACUUAACAGGAAGGGAGGAACAUUUGUUUCCAGCAUGACUUUGUGGCCCAAAUACCAUGAAGCUUUUACGAAGCUCCAUUCACCCGCCGUUUACCUUGUUAUACAUAAAAUGCACAAAACAGACAAUAAGGAUUUAUCUGUUCAGUUUUUCUUUCCAGUGAAUUAAUUUCAGCUUAUAAGGGUGUCUCCCUUUGAACAUGAACCAGGUUGUAUUUUCAGAAAUGAUUUUUUUCUUUGCCCUUUAAGGAAUGGGGAUGCCACCCGUGGUAGCACAGCAUUCUGCUGAUAAUUAGCACCAACCCUGCAUUGGUGCUGCCCGGCGACUUGCUUUUCUCUUGUGCCUGUGGCUUUGGGAAUGUAGCAUUUUCUUCUCCCCUUUAGGUCCUAUAUGCUCUUUAAUGACUGCACUCCCCACGGUAAUUAGACAUCACUGGGUGUAAUGAAUGACUUUAUGUGUCAGACAGCAUGUGAAAAGCCCUGCAGCUUGUGCCAUUGCAGGUUUGCAAAGAAGACUCAAGAGUCCAGUGUGGGGCACCGCCAGUCAGUUCCUGCAGAUGCUGCCCAGGGACCACUUGAGUUCAGUUAGUUCUCUGGCCAGAGCCUCUUACUGACUUCCCUAGCAGGGUGGAGCCUUCCUCUUUGUCAGAAGCAAGCCUGCUCUUUGAUAAAUCUACCGUCCUCACAGUCUAAAUCAUGCUUUUGUCUUGAGAUGCAAACAGAAACGACUCCCUUACAUCUGUUUUCUUUCCCAUCUUGUCAUCUCUGGAUCUAGAACUUUUUGUAACUCUUCUCUUGGCUUUCAGCUACUCCUGGGUCUUUGGUUUUAUCCUCUUGAUUCAGAGCCAUUUAUGUUCCCAGAGAAGACAGUACAGGACUUCUUGCUGACUCGCCAUGGUUACCAUGUCUCCUCUGUAUGGCAGAAAACGACCCAGCCCCCACCAGGUGCAGGGGGCCUGAAUCGGGGAGGAGGGGACAGGGAAAGUGGCAGUGAAUAGAAAACAGUAACCUAGCAUCUCCUUCACAAAGCCAGCACAGUGUUUCAUUUAUGUUGACACUCAGUUUUGCACUUUGUUUAGCUGUUGAAGGCCUUAGACAAAGAACUGGAAACAGUAGCAGCAGCUUAAUGACGUCUCCACACUGGGAUUUUUCCUUGUCUGUAGACAUUGGCCGUAGAAUUAUCAUGAGAACAAAGCACUGGUUCUGCAUACCUUUUGCCUUUUCAAAGUGCAUCCAAAAUCAUCUUUGGAGCUUAUGUCUUUAACUCACACGGGCUAAGAGCAAGUUCACCCUUUCUUUUCCUGAGUAUCUGUAAGGCUCUUUGAGUCAGCCCCAAAACUAGGGCCAGGUCCCUGUUUUGAACAUGCUUACCAUUGCUUGGCUUGGUAGUUAGCUUGUCGGCCAUGUAUCAGGGUCUUAGACCAUUCUGUGAGGGGUCUUCCCUUUGGGUGCCCUGAGGUUAUGCCUGGAUCCAUGCCUGAAAUUGCCAGGUGAGCCUCUAGAAAGUUUCUACAUGGCUCUGGUGUUGAGGAUAUUUCCAAAACUUUUAAAUUUCUUAAAUUUUCCUUUAACUCAGGCACCAAUAACUCAUUCUUCAUCCUCCAUUUGUAUGGCAGUUUUUAAUUCUUUGCUCUGAAUUUAAAAUUGCCCUUUCACAAGUGAGCUUUAUCUUGAGUUUCGCCAUUUGGCAAACCGAUCCCCUUCCCCCUCUUGAUUACAAACAGUUCCUUCUCUGUUAAUGACUAUCAGGUGGGUAGGGUAAAAACCACUUUGAUGUUUUCCUUUUUCUCAGAUGCACUAGGCUGUUCUGCUCAGCCCGGUCACCUGCUUCCCCACGGCUUCCCGGGGUGCUUCACGUGUAGUCUGCCUCGUUGCCAUCAUGCAUCAGCCGCCCUGCUGUACUCCUUCCUUUAAAGUCAAGGGUGCUCAAGGUGGAGAAAACCUGUGGGCUCAAUGAUAUACCUCCCUUUAGGUAAAUAAUAGAUCAGGCAGUUGAUUGCCUCAGCAUUUAUCUGUUAGUAUGUAUAUAAAUAGUGACAUACACCUGUGGAUGGUCACUCCUUCCACUGGCUCUGUCUCCCCAGCCCCACUCCACACAUUCUGCUGUUCUUCUGUUCUCUCUCUUCCGAUACAGACUCUCAGCACCAGGACCAGGAUGUGGGAUGGUACUUGUAGUAUCAUUUAGCUCUUUUGUGGAUUUUUAAAAAGUUGGGGGAUGCUAUUGUUCAUACUUAAAAUAUUUAUUUUCUCCAUAGAAAAGUAAAAUAAAUGUUAUGGUCUAAUCAGCAGCGUUACACGUGAAUUUUUGAAUAUUUGCUUGCAAAGUAGGGACCAGCUAUAUGUUUCCUUUAAUAAGAUCUAGACCUUUCUGUGUGUGAUCACCAAUUGCAUUCAUGCAGAAUAUUCUCCUACCUCAUGUCAUGAAAGGCAGAGGGUUGUAGGCCCUCUUCCCAAACUGUAAGUCCCCCUUCUUGCCAUUGGCCUUUCUGACUCUGCAGUGCCCACUGCCCAUGGAGUAACUAAUGGUGGUUCUGACCAUUGGCCUGGCUCUGACAGUUCGUGUGGUCAUUCAGCAUGUUCAGGAGUGAUUUCCAGGAGCCGGAAGUGUCCGCUCUGUGUUCUCCCCUGCCCCCACGUGGUGGCUUCCUGACGUUGAGGGGUUGUACUUGGGCUGUCUAGUGCAUGCAUUUGGCCCUAAAAUAGCCAUUCCCAAUAUGAUUGUGCAGUUUAUAUACACAGCCCUUUUAUGUGGACAUACAUUUCCUUAUAGAGCUAUCCUGGUUAAAUACCAGUUCAAGAUGCUCCCUUUAACCCCUGUUGUCUUCCCAUAGCGUUGACAAUGUCUGAGAGAUUCCGCCAUGUCAGUCUCAUGGAUACCCACCAUUUUUAUGUUUCCAUAGAAUCUGUUUGGUGGGUUGGUAUGUUGGCUCAGAGUCAUACAGUAGGACAGUUAAAUGUUUCAGUAAAGCAUCAGCCUCCAGUCCCCUUUCCACUCUAGUGCCUUCCUUGAUAUUUUUACUGAGCUGCUUGUAUCCCUAAUCCCGUUUCCUCGAAAGUUUUCUUAUCACCUUUUUGGGACCUUUUACCAUCUCGCAUUCUGUUUGGAACUUGUUUUCCAAUCCUUCAGCAACCUUUGCAACUAAUCCUAUGUCUUAGAAAGGCUGAAGGUGUGGGAGAGGGAUGGGCUCCUGUCUCUGGGUCCUGACCUUCAACCAGCUGUUUGGUCUCCCAGGAGCCAGGCAGUAAAAUAGAUGAACUCAGUCAGUUCUUUAAAGUGUCAGCCUGUAUCUCUAGGGGUACUGAACUUAGAGAGCUUAGAGACCCUAGAACUUAGGAUCAAAGUCAACACAUUAUUAUCUUCCUAGACUUUCAGGCUUUAGAAAUUCAAUCUCAAGUAUUCUCAGUUGGCGUAAAGCAUUACUCCUACUACUCUGAUCUUACUUAGCAGUCUCUCUUUAGAAAUGCAUGUAGCCACUUAGUGCGUGGAGGAGGGUGCAUAGUGGAAGAAGGUCAAGGUUGUAUCUUUGACCAUCCUGUUGAAGAAUCCUUUGGAUGCCAGAGACAGAAGCAUUCAAACAAAGAAAGGAGGGAGUCAUAAGAAUUCAGGGUGUUUCCUAGAAGCUAGGAUAAGUGCAGUUGAUUCUUGCGUGGAGCUUAGAAACUUUGCACCUUGUCCUUUCUCCUGCUUGUUGGUUUGUUUAUCAGUGUGCAUGGCCCCCAAAUACGCACCCCAGUCCUCAGGUCCUCAGGGCCUCUCAGCUGUAGGGAUCACCAUCUUAACAGAUUCCCAGUGCCUCCUGGUCUGUAUUCUCAAGAAAGAAUACGAUCAGCCUAGCACGCUAACCAGGUGUUUGCUCCUGACCCGUCAGCCUCGCCACUCAGGAGCACGCUCCUCCAGGUGGGACGCGGGGGCGGGGGUUCUCAGAGAGGAGGGGACACACACCCUCUAGGAGUUAAACUCUAGUAGUAAAACUUACCAUACUGCUAUUUUGAGAGUAGAAAGGCAAUCUGGGACAUAAGGAGAUGCUUAGGUUUAAGUUAUUUUGGGUUGCCAUCUUUGUUUCUUUAUUUCCCAUUUUUCUUCCCUUUAUGAGUCUUGGCAUCCAAGAUUUCUUACCUCCCUCUCCUGUUCUGGACCUAGUCUCUUCUUGGGUGAUACUUCUUAGCCUUCAUUCAAUCUCAGGUUUUUAGCCUUCUUUCAUUCUGUUUAGAGAGCAGAUCACAAAUCCCACUGUAGCACCUGGCCAUGGACUGCUGGGCCCUCUUCAGGUUUUAGUGCGAAAAUAGAUUCAUUUUAUGGGCCUGUGGCCAGUGUUCCUCCACUUCCUCCUCCUCACCCUUUCAUUUGCUCUUUCCCAUGUGACGGGGGGCUUUGCGGUAAGAGUCUUAGGCAGGCCUUCCGGGUACCUCAAAGACAACUUUGCCAGAACAUAUAAAGUUGGGACAGCUGUCAGGAUGUGAAUUAGGUAUAGAUUCCAGGUUAGAAUAGUUUUUACUGAGCUCUUUAGACAGGAUGCCCUGUCCAGUUGCUUCCUUUCUAGUCCUAUAGUCACGCCUUUAUUUUUGGGUGUUGUAAAACUGUGCUCCUGCUUGCCUGAAUCUUUUAGUCUUAUUUAUCUCAUCCUGGAGCCUGUGCUGUGUUGUUAAGGCAUUUCAUAAUUCCUUAUAACUUUUUUAAACUACUGAAGUCAUUUGAUAGACACAGAAGUCACCUAACAAUCCAAAGAUAGACACGGAGGCCCGUGAAGAAGGGUGGAGAAUCAGUCUUUCUGUUUGGUAUUCUCUUCAAGGCUCCAGAAUGAAGGAGCAGAGAGACAGCGGUGCCAUGCACCCUUACAGGGUCCUAGGAGAUCUGGGUUGGUUUCAAAGGGGACACCAGUGUUUCUCGGUUCCAGAAAGUAGCACAGGAGUAAAUGGGGAGAUCGGGGAGCAAGGCGUGCCUGGAGGCUCACUGGCAGUUGGCUGGAAAGCACGGUGCCAAGGGGCCAGCUGUUGACUAACAGACUAACAACUGUUUGGAGAUCUUGCUGCCUCUUCUCUUGUUCGGUGCUUGAGAGAAAUGUGGCUGGCCACUCCCUGUGCUUUGUAGAGAGCAAAGACUGAAAGCUGGUCUCAGAGCUCCUACUGAAUUGGCAGCCAAACAAAUCAGCAGAGUUCUGAUUGCCUGGUCCCAUGCUCUUGCUUCAGCCCCAGAAAUGAAUGUGAGAGGAACCUUCCACGUUGCCCGUCACAGGUUCUCCUGCUACCCCUGAACCAGACUGGGAGGCCAGAGGAGUGCCGCUUGGUACAGGCUCUCUGCGCCUCCUAGGCCGGCCCGGUCCUGCGUGCCCAGCCCAGUGCGCCUCCAUGCGUGCUGAUGUACCCUUUGUGUCAGUCCCCUCCCUGCUGGCCUGUGACCCUGUCAUGGGAGAGGGUAGCCAGGCUGUGGCUGUCCAGAGACUGAAGAGGCAGAGAACUGCUUAUGAAUCUGCAGACCACAUGUUUUCCCUUCCUUGGCUUCUUCCUUCUGCCAUCUGGGUGAGUAAGCCUGCAGGCGCAAUGCCCAUGAGAGUGGAUGCCUCCUGACCUACCCUUCUCAGCGUUGGUUUAGUGUCUUGGCCUUGGCCUCUUGCUGAAACGUGGCAGGGGCAUGGCAGCUAUGAGGUACCUCCUCCAUCUGCUUUCUUGCUGUGGUGACUUGGGAUUUUUAACCUUAUAUAUCUUUUUCCUUUAUUCAAAACAAAACAAUUUUUAGCACACUGAAAAAAAAAAGAGCCAAACAUUUUGUGCCUUUCUAAGGCAGCACUGUAUCCCAGGCUGCAUUUUAGGACUUAAUAUGGAAAUACCAGAGUCUUAGCUCCUCUACCUUGAGUGUCACUAGUCCCUACAGUCUAGGGGAAAGGAAGUGCUCUGUGUGGCUGGGGAGGUGGCACCCAGGUGCAGCCUGUCAGUGGGCCCUUCUCCCUGCUGUGACGCUUAGUUGGAAGAAAUCAGUAUUGUACCCUGGGGUCAUUUGGUUGGUUCCAGUCAGGAUCUUAGGUUGGAUGUUCUGUGUUCAGCAAGAAGAGACAGAAUGUUCCCUGGUUUCCAAGUAUACUCUGGACCAUGUCAGGUGUCCCAGCCUCCUCCUGAUCCUAUUAAUGACCCAGCCGCAUGGAACAGUGUUGUGUGGACUCUCCUGAGAAGGGGAGGGUGUUUGUGUAUUUGUUUGUCUUGUCUUUUUGCUGGAUCCUGAACUGGCCUAGACCUCCUGCCUCUCCCUUAGACUUGACUUUCCUUUCAUUGGAAAACUUCAGACGUAGAGCAUUAAGCAGCUAGAGCCCUCUGCAGGGGCCAGUUUCCCCUGGGAAAGGCAGCAAGGACCACGUACCAGAACAGAAGCCUGUCCUCAGUAUUGUGGCCACUGUAGAAAAAAAAAGUUUUCUAUAUAAUGACAUUUUACUUAAUCCUUUUCCUUUUCUCAGUUCCCUGCCAUUAACCAAUAAAGAAUUGGGAGAUAGAAACAAUUCUUUUCAAAGCCCUUCUUAUUCAGGAUUUUGACAUUCUUGGCCUGGGUGGGGCUGGAGAGAACAUCUUGAUGCUUUCUCCAGAAUGAAGAGUCCCAAUUUGUAUAUCAGUGUUAAAAAUAAACAGAAUGAAAACUUAGAUUUUUGUGGACUAUUUUAAAAAUGUCAUUAAUAUAAAAAAAUUAUAUUAGCAGUAUUUAAUCAUUCUCACCUGUAAAGAAUAAGAAAAACAGAAGGUAAAUAUUCUUACAGAGAAUAGCAGAGCUUUAAGAUUCAUUUUCAUUUAAAGUCCAUUUUGUUUUGCAAUGUAUUAAUGUUUAGAGGUUCUGUUAUACUAAUGUUAUUUAUUAAUUUUUUUCAUUUCCAUACACAGUUAACUAAAGAGCUUUUUCAGGCACCCAUGUCUGUAAAAAAAUAUUUUUAAAUAAAGUUUCUUUUGUUGUAGCA